AAGAAGAGGAGGAGGAGGAAGAAGAAGAAGAAGAAGAAGAAGAGGAAGAAGAAGAAGAAGAACAACAAAAUGGGUCCUAAACUUGAAGAUUUUAAAGUUUUAUCAACAAUUGGGAAAGGAUCGCACGGAACUGUGAGAAAAGUGAGACGGCUGAGUGAUGGACAAAUUCUGGUUUGGAAGGAAUUGAACUAUGGAUCGAUGACAGAGGCUGAGAAGCAGGGUUUGGUGUUAGAGGUGAACUUACUACGAGAACUACACCACCCACACAUCGUCCGUUUCUUGCACCACAUUGUCUGCCGGCGCACCACCACGCUCUAUAUUCUGAUGGAGCACUGUCCGGGCGGCGAUCUGAAGCAACUUGUUCACAAAUGCAAAAAAACCGGCUCAUUUUUGCCUGAAGACUUCAUAUGGAGGGUCGUUAAGCAGAUAUGCGAGGCUCUCAAAACAUGCCACACACACACCACACCAAGGUCAAAGGUCAUCCUCCACCGUGACAUCAAGCCAGCUAAUGUCUUUCUCGGCCCGUCUGGUGAAGUCAAGCUUGGUGACUUCGGCUUGGCGCGAACUUUGAACUCUGAGACGUCCUUCGCGAGCAGUGUUGUCGGCACUCCUUACUACAUGAGCCCCGAGGUGAUAGAAGGGCAGGAGUACAAUGAUAAGAGUGACAUGUGGUCCUUGGGGUGCCUUGUGUACGAGCUGUGUGCCCUGCAGCCUCCCUUCCUGGCACCCACACACGCCCUGCUCGCCGCCAAGAUCAAACAAGCCAGGUACCCGCCCAUCCCAGUGCACUACAGCUCAGAACUACAACAAUUGCUUAAUGACCUCCUCACUUACAAACACUUCAUGAGACCUUCUGCCCUCAUGUUGUUGCAUCACCCCUCCCUCACCUCUCGCUUUCCUCCUCUCUCUCACUCUCUCUCCCUCUCCCUCUCCAUCGCUGGGGGGAAGGAGGAAGAGGAGGAGAAGAAGGAAGAAGUGAAGAGUAAGGAGAUAAUGAGGAAAUACCAACAAACGAAGAAGAAAAGGAAGAAAAACAAGAGGAGACCAGACUCACACCACCAACAGUAACAAAACACUCCAAACUUUCCAAGCCUGCCACACGCACCACACACCUGCGCCACCACCACUGACACCACACCUGGAACCACACACUUUUCAUCUACCUACCACAUCCCUACCACACCUCUGGACGCACAAGGGGGGGCGGGGGGAGGGUGUUUCUGCAAAGGUAUGACGGAGACAGAUUGGCGGGAGUAUGUGGUUUCGAUAAGGGAGAAGGAGGUUUUGGUGAGAGAAAGAGAGAUAGCGGUGAGAGAAAGGGAGAGAGAGAUAAGUGAGAGGGAGAGAAGAGUUGUGGGUUUGGAGAGAGAGGUGAGUGGGAGGGAGAGGAGAGUAAUAGCCAUGGAAAAGGAGGCGAGGGAGCAUUUGAUAAGAGCUCAGAUAUUUCUUAAAAACACGAGGAAUAGAAAAGUAAGCAAAGAUGAUGCUGCUGAUGGGAAAUGGCAAGCGGAUACGGAAACUGAAGGGAAAAUUGAGAAAAACUUCACCUCCAGACGAGAACUGAAUGGAGAAAGUGACGUGCAAGGUUGCCCAAAGUUUGAAAGACAAGAGUCAAAUUUUCGCGCCCAAACCGAAACAGAUUUUCACCCAAAACUAGACCAAAACUUUCCUUCAAAAACGGAACCGAAUUUUCACCUUAAACCGGACAUGAAAACUGAGGAAAACCCAAUAAACCAGAAUGAAAAAACCACAAAACAUGACCUGACCUCUCAAAACACGACCCCGAUGACCUUACAACCCCUCCAGCGACCUGACACCGACUCUGACCUUGACACGACCUUGAGCGCUGGGCUGGAUGAAACAGAGAAGGUCACCACUGCGCGCCCUGACCCUGCAGUACUCCGGAACCCCUUUUUGGAGAUGAGAUCAGGUCACAUGAAGCAAGUGACCUUUAUGGGGAUAGGAAACAAGAGUGGUUUUAAGAGCAACACACUAGACAAUCCCAAAAGUAGAAAGAAAAUGGAUUGUGUGUUUGUAUUGAGGGAAGAUCACGCUGGGCAGGAUGUAAGGUCAAAGGUCAUGUGUGAAGUCGAGGGGGGAGAGAAAGAUCAGGCAAUUAAGGUGAAAAGGUCAGAUUUAAAUGCAAAACUGCUAGAAAACGGAGAUAAGUUUUCAGAUUUCAAACUUAGAAGGUCAUUGUCUGAACUUAAAGGAACGGACGGGAGAGAGAAAGGUCAGGAAAUCAAAGUAAAAAGGUCAGUUUCAAACCCAAAACCAACGGAAAAGAAGGAAAAGGUCACGGAAAUUAGACUAACAGAGAAAACCAACACAAUGGGGCAGGAAAGUCGGAUGAAAAGGUCAGAUUCAACCAUAAAGCGAGAUUCGAAGUUCAAAAGGUCAUACUUGGGAGCAAUGCGGGGCUCUUAAGGGACAAGGAGAAUCAGUGUGAAGGUCCGGCCGUCCCUAACUUGAAAAAGCCUCUUGUGACGCAGAAAGCUAAAGGAACACUGGCAGGCCCUCGAGUGUUGCAGUAUUACAAUGUUGUGUGAUGCCUUUACCUAGCGCGUGUCUUGUUAAGUUAAUUGAAGCGUAUUAUUAUUAUCAUUAUUAAGAUGUCUCUGUAUCUAUAUAUUUUUUCUAUUUGCAUUCUCUUAUUUACAUUCUUUUUUUUAAUCAAUUUCUUUAGCUUUUAGAUUUUUUUUUAUGUUAUUUUAGGUGUAUUAGUAUGAUUGAUACAUUUAUUACUGCAUUAAUUAGGAAAUACAACAAACGAGGCUGCCGUGGUACAGUGAACCCUGCGCGCUUUGAGGUCCGAGAGGUCUCCAAGCGCACGGGUUCAAAUCCUGUCCACGGUCCGAGUGUAGAUAGGCUUCCUCACUCGGGGCAAUGGUUUCCUAGCGGGUGGGGUUUGAGAUAGGAGGUACCACAAAAACUACCCCCCUUUUUACCCCAGAAAACCCCACAUGGUAGAAAUUAAAGAAAGAAAAACAAAAGGAGGAGGAUGGACCUAGCCCCCCCUCCCCCCCCUGGACAAAGACAUAAGGGUAGGGUAUCACCAAUAUAAGAAAUAGACAUUACACAUUACAAGACUAUAAGGAAAUGAAAUAAA
Portunus trituberculatus (swimming crab) is the source of this 3109-nucleotide messenger RNA. RefSeq names its product serine/threonine-protein kinase atg1-like. Gene Ontology annotation, molecular function: protein kinase activity; ATP binding. The record is from RefSeq and is a predicted model, not a curated record. Gene Ontology annotation, cellular component: centrosome; nucleus; cytoplasm. Gene Ontology annotation, biological process: chromosome segregation; protein phosphorylation. Lineage: Eukaryota; Metazoa; Arthropoda; Malacostraca; Decapoda; Portunidae.